Xyrichtys novacula (pearly razorfish) is the source of this 4867-nucleotide messenger RNA. The record is from the annotation of a GenBank genome assembly. NCBI's taxonomy places the organism in Eukaryota, Metazoa, Chordata, Actinopteri, Labriformes, Labridae.
AGCGCGGUGCAUUGUGGUCUGACACCUCUGCUGUUUGGCUCACUCUCAGCAAAAUGGCGACGUCCCUGGGAUCCAACACCUACAACAGACAGAACUGGGAAGACGCGGUACGUUCAACUGUUAUCAGAUAUUACUAGACGAGAAGCAUCGUUAUAACACGGCUAUAUCCAUCCCAAUUUGAGGAACAAAUAUGAUUUUAAAUAUGUAAUAAUUCUUAGCUACAAGAACGGUUGCUUGGUAGCCUUCCGUUAGCUCAAAGCUAGCAAGCAGAAGCGUGGCUGCUAAUACGUCUGCCUAUGUCGUUAGCCAAAGUGCUUCCAUGAGCUCAAAAACAUCACAAAACCAGCCGAGAGAGAUCUACUGAAAGCAGAUCAUAAUAAGCGAUUAAAAUUAAAGGGUAAUCUCCUGUUAUGUUAAUUUGUGGAAUGUUUACUCCCGUAUGUCGCGAUGCUAGCGUAUUUAGGCUAACGCUAGCAGGCUAAAAGCGACGGAUUAAAGAAGCGUUAAGUACUGUGAACAAAUUUACAAAACCGAGUUGAAGUUGAAGAGUCGAAAACACUAUUUUAUCACAUUAAUGCAGUUUGUCCGCCACUUGAAAUAAACACUUAAGUAUAGAGUAAAUGUUUGCUUAUCCGGCGCGAAAACCCCAGGCUAACCUCUUCUUUUAUGAUAAGUUCAUUGUUAUCUUGAUCAAAUUUGAAACAGUAGCACUGUAUAAAGUCGAUUUGAGAGAAGAAAGAAGUUUAUUUAGCAAAUCUUCCAAAUGUUUGAACGCACAUUACUCUCUGUCCCAACUAUAUAAGGUAAAAAAUGGUUCGCCUCUGUUUAGCCAUGACACAAAGAGGCACCUUGCCAGUGUUAUUAUAAACAUUAUUAACUUUGAAACCUAAGACUUUGUAGUUGAUGUUAGAGCCACAAGAGACGCUUAUAUUUAGGUGUUUGGCUGAUGCUGUCAGUGGUCAUUUUCAGCGGCUAGCACUUGGAUUGAAACAGCAUCCUUCAAACAGAUGGCAAAGUACGAGUGAGGCAGUCUCACUGUUGCACGCUUUGUACAUUCACACGUUUACUGAUGCCAAAGUCCACUCUGGAGACAGUGAAUCAAAGAUAUUAGAGUCACUCGGUUCGUUUUUAUCUGAGGAUUGUUGAAUGAAAUAAAGAUGUGAUCCUUGGUUUUUCAUAGCAUGCUCUCUUUCCUUUCUCUUUAAGGAUUUCCCAAUUCUGUGUCAGACAUGUUUAGGAGAAAACCCUUACAUCCGCAUGGUGAGAUCAUAACCUUAUCAUCAAAAUAAGUUUGAGAUUAUUUUAUACCAAUCAAGAGUGGAUUCAAAUGUGUUUUUUGUUUUUGUUACAGACCAAGGAAAAGUAUGGAAAGGAAUGCAAGGUAUUUUUUUCAAUUAAUAUUAAUAAUCUCUCUGAGGUUGUACAACAAUGAUAUGCUUUAACCCAUGGUACUAUCUUCUAUAAUUUGUUAUUGAUUUGUCAUUCUCUGUCUUGUCAGAUCUGUGCUCGACCAUUCACUGUGUUCAGGUGGUGUCCGGGGACACGGAUGCGUUUCAAGAAGACGGAGGUCUGUCAAACCUGCAGUAAAAUGAAGAAUGUUUGCCAGACUUGUCUGCUGGACCUGGAGUAUGGUGAGUCACUCCUUAAAUUGAAUUUUGUCAUGAUAUGUGUACUUGUUUGUCACUCUGUGCAGCAUUUAUCUAUGUGUGCUCAUACGAGAUGUGUUUCACAACCUUUUACAGGUUUGCCCAUUCAGGUCAGAGACACUGGCUUAGCGGUAAAAGAUGAGGUUCCUAGGUCAGAUGUGAACAAAGAGUACUACACACAGAAUAUGGAGAGAGAGGUAUGUGUGUUCCUCAUGGUAUUUUUCUCUAAGAUUUGAGUAUUUUUCCUCUGUCAUUCACACAUAUUUGUUUGGAUCUCUCUGUUCUCAGAUAGCCAAUUCUGACGGCACACGGCCAGUGGGCCAACUAGGUAAAGCUCCCAGCUCUAGUGAUAUGUUACUGAAACUUGCUCGGACCACUCCUUAUUACAAGAGGAACCGACCUCAUAUCUGCUCGUUCUGGGUGAAGGGAGAGUGCAAGAGAGGGGAGGAGUGUCCCUACAGGCAAGUGACAUUUUUUUUGUGUGGGGGUUAGCAGUUAGAUUUUGAGUUGAGAGGUCAGCCUGAUGAGGUGGGGCUGAUUCUUGUGACUUGAGUGUUAAUUUCUUUUCUCAUUUGUUGUACUAUUUACCAAAAGGAGUAUAAAUAACAAGUGCUGUUAAGAUUUAAUUUGAUUGUAAAUUCCUUGUGUUAUUUGUAGUGUGUGUUUAUUCACUCUUUCUCUCUUUUUCCCUGCAGACAUGAGAAGCCUACAGAUCCCGAUGACCCUCUGGCUGAUCAGAAUAUCAAGGAUCGUUACUAUGGUAUCAAUGAUCCUGUAGCUGACAAGCUGUUGAAGCGGGCCUCAACGAUGCCCCGUCUAGACCCUCCAGAGGACAAGUCCAUCAGCACCCUCUACAUUGGUGGCCUUGGAGAUACAGUCACAGAUGGCGAUCUCAAGUAAGGAGUUCUUUCAGACCAGUGUGGUCCAGUUCAGGCUCAUUACCAUGAAAAAAACUGCUGAAGAAUUGUGUGUGGUUCAUUCACUUUUUAUGUCUUCAUUUCCAGGAGUCACUUUUACCAGUUUGGUGAGAUUCGCACUAUUACCAUUGUCCAGAGGCAGCAGUGUGCCUUCAUUCAGUUCGCCACGCGGCAGGCAGCCGAGAUGGCUGCAGAGAAAUCCUUCAAUAAACUCAUCAUCAAUGGACGGAGGCUGACUGUUAAAUGGGGAAGGUAAGAAGCAGGUCAAGGUGGCGAAAGUUGAGCUUUUGAGGGUUCCAACACCCCAUGCACGCGUACAUUGUGUGAAUUACUAACCAAACAAACUCCACAUGACCUCAUACUGCCCAAAGUAGCAGAGCCACUUAUGAGGAGAUGUGAGAAUGUGAAGUUUUCAUUUUUGAACUUAUAGACGUGGUUUAAGUGCAUGUUUGUUUGUGUGUGUGUGUGUGUGUGUGUGUGUGUUUGGGAGUAAAAGCAUGUAGUAAUGCCAUCACUACAGUCCUGAUUGCACUUUGUCAUACACAGUAAAAGCUCUACCACAGCAAGAAUUUGUCCAAGGGUUCUUAUUUGUGUGUUUCUGUGUAGCACAAUCUCUCCGUUUAACAACAUUGAACCCUUUUUUUGCAUGAUUCAUGUGUUUUUAGGUCUCAGGCAGCAAGAGGGAAGGAGGGCGUUAAAGAUGGAGUCAGUGAGAUGGGCACGAGACUGGAUCCUGUGCCUGGUCUGCCUGGAGGUGAGUCUGCAAAUCUGUUAUUCUCCUUCACUCUUCAGCUUGUAGUCGGAUAAAACGGCACAUUAUUGCAAUUUAUGGUUGAAAUUUAUGUGCCUUGCUUUCUUUAAAUCUGUUUCUCUGUGUUCUGUAGCUCUUCCUCCACCACCAGCUUUAGACGAGGAGGCUCCUGCCAACUACUUCAACCUGGACCCUAGCACCUCUCCUGCUGUUAUGAACAUUGCUCUGCCCCCACCUCCUGGCAUUAACCCUCCUCCUCCAGGUAAAAUGAAACCAUGAGAGGUGUUAUAAGAAGGAACUGCAGUACUCCUCUUCUCUUUAUUUUGCACCAACAGACUUGAUGCAGCAUCAGCGUAUUGCAGCCCCUCACAGUUUUAAGUCAUAAAUUAUUUAGUCUUUAUAAAGUCCUGCAGAAAUCUCAGCAUUUCUUUUCAGUUCUCUCUGGGUCUGUAAGAUGGCGGGUUUGAUGUGGUCAUCUUCCACGCUUUGUUUCCUCCUAUGCGUCCUGUAUUUUAGUAGCACAGUGAUCACUUGCUCCCUCAAGUGCCAUCCUCUAGGUAAAAUGCUGUAGAGCAAUAAAGACCCUCCCUCAGGAUUUUAUAAUAGUAUAUUGGUUGCCCUAGUGCAUAGAACACAGCCAAGAUUUGAGAAGACAAUAAAGGGCUUCAAAGUGCGUCAUACACCAAACUUUACGGUACAGUUGGCUUCACAGGUUACAUGGUGUGAAAAGUAAAUGCCUUAUACUGUAUUCUUUCUAUUUCCUCCAUUCAAUCAGGUUUUGGCCCCCCGAUGUUCCACCCCAUGGGUCCCAUGGCUCCUCCAAUGCCUCCACCAAUGAGCAUGAGACCUCCUGGUCAAAUCCACUACCCCUCUCAGGAUCCUCAACGCAUGGGUGCCCAUGCUGCGCAUGGCUCGCGUCAUGGAGAUUAGCAACCAGCGAGAAGUCUCCCUGUCAAUAAGCGUCAUUCUUCUCAUGUUGACCCUGAUCAGGUGCUCUCACUUCAGAAGCUGUCGACAGGCCUGAACCCCUGUGACACUUUCUGUUCGAAAUAUAAAGCAUAGAAACCAAUAACAUCUGACAGGGUAACAUCUGAUUUAUUAUUCUGCCACCUGCAGUGCAGUGGAUGACCUAAACAGCAUAUUCUGUGUCUUCUUGGGGACAAUAACAAGGACGCAACAAAAUAACUCUGUCACCUCUCACAGAAAGAUGCAGAACAGCACCAGAGCAGUUCAAAGUUGAAACCGUAAAAGACUUCAAACAGAAAAAAAAUGGCCGCUGUGAUCGGGGUGUGAUGGUUAUACAGGCUCUUGUGGUAGGAGCCACUGUACAUAUAAAAAUGUAAACCAUAACGUCAACUUGUGUUUGUCAAAUUGUGUGUAUCAGGUGGAGUAGAAUUGAGAGGAGCAUUUUAAACUUUUUGAUUUACAUUGACUUUUUUAUGCAACACAUUCACAAUAUUCCAUGACAUAAUGACUUAGUUUAUUGUAAACCUUUCUUUAAAUAUUGUUUCACUUCUUAUUAAAAUGAUGCGGUUUUGUCAUUGAUCAUCUCA